AUGUCUUCUUCACCAAAAUCAUCAUCUGAUGUUGUUCGCGUCGUUGAUGCCGCCAACGCGCCCACGUUUGAGUUCGGACACUCCGCCGGCAUCACCGUCGCGAAAGUCGUUCUCUCUCCUUCAAAUUUCAAAAAUGAUACGAACACUCCUCUUUCUUCUUCUUCUUCUUCUUCUGUGCACGUGGCGACGUGCGGGAACGAUGGGUACGUGGUCGUUCGCGACUUGAGUACCAAGGAAACUAUCGCGCAGCUCUCUUCUUCUUCUUCUAAAGAGAAGAAAUCGACGGAAGAAGAAGAAGAAGAAGAACAGAAACCCAUCAACGCGGUGGCGACGUUCCAGGACAAAUAUAUCGCCAUCGCGUCGGACGAUCACUCGGUGAAACUCUUCACGAAAGAAGAAGGAGGAGAAGAAGGGGAAAAGAAGAAGUGGCAGUUUAAGAAGAACAUCACGAGAUUUGCUCUGCCGGCAAAGUGCGUCGCAUUUUCCUCGGACGGUAAAUGGAUCGCCUGCGGGGGAGAGGACACCAUGAUUAAAGUCAUCGACGUGGAAACGAGUGAAAUCAAAUUUUCGUUAAAAAUACCUUCCAAAGGGAUUAAAAGUUUGCAAUUCAACGGCGAGAAUAAAUCGAUUUUAGUCGCCUCAGACGUGGAUGGGGUGAUGACCGUGUGGACGUUACAACCAGAUAACUCGGAUAAGACGGAUAAAAACGAUUACGACGAGCCUGGAGACGUGAAGUUGCGAGCGACGGUGUGUCCGGUGACGGAUAUCGACGCCGCGGAGAGCAUGAAUACGGUUUCGGUAAGAUUUGAUGGGAAAGUUGUCGCAGUCCCGGGGCGCGAGAACAACAUAGAGUUUUUCAAUUUGGAAACGUUCAAAGAGAUAGACGAGAGGAAGAAUCUGCAGUGCUCAGAUUUGGAACACGGCAACAAGGAAAACUUUUCGGUGGUGAGCUUUUCACCAAACGGGAAGUUUUGCUUCGCCGCCUCAAAGGACAAAAAGUGCAUCGUUUGGAACGUGAAAAAGAACAAGCCAAUCGUCGUGCUUAAUGUUAGCGAUACGAACGUGUGUUCCAUGGACUGGAUCGAAGGUGAAAAUGCUGUCGUGAUGACAAACGCAGAUGGGGAAUGGGCGAAGUGGGAAAAUGUUCUAUCAUCCAGCGAACUUAUCGCCGAGGGCGGUUCAAAGACGAACCCAUUUUUCCAAGCCACGAGCGCGGACGAGUUGAGAUUCUUUUCUAAUGAAGAAGAUUCCAAGUUUGCAACGAAAGAUGCGAUGCUCGACGGCGAGUUGGACGACGAUGAUGACAUGGAAGACGAUGAUGGAUUUGUGGAAGAAGAUGAAGAAGACGAGAAAGAAAACCGCAAAAGAGAACUUGGGCGGCCUAGCGCUACGGCGCACGUCUCUGCGCCGGUUAUCGUUGCGAAAGGACCGAAACCGCAAGGCUCUUUCCAAGUAAACUCGACUAAAGUGAAUCCGGAUACCGUUGGUGUUCAAAAGCGCAGAUUUCUUUGUUACAACACUCUUGGAAGCGUCGUAGCAACCGAAGAUACAAAUUCUGGUUUGAAAAAUGUCGAGAUGUCUUUUCACGAUACUUCCAGAGGUGGGCGCAUGCCUACAAUUACCGACGACGUAGGAUACGAUCUCGGCGUGUGUGGGGAAACCGGUGUUUUAUUAGCUGCGAAAUCGCAAAUUUUCUUCAAACCGUACGAGUCAUGGACAAAAGACUCAGAAUGGACCUUGGAAAUGCCGGAAGAUGAAAGACCGACGAGUAUUGCGUGUGGCGAUGAUUUCGUCGCGGUCGCUACUUCACAGAAUAUGCUUCGAAUCUUUACCUCCUACGGCGCACAGAAGGAAGUUCUCAACUUUGAAGGUCCGAUUGUUACGCUCGCGGCUGCUAACGAUUCCUUAGCGGUGUGUUACCGAGAGCAUUUUUCCGAGUGCAAGUUGAAGUUCAAAGUUUAUGAUGUCGAGAAGCGAAUAGAAAAGUACGCAGGAAACGUACCUCUUUCUUGUCCGGACUCGGAAGAGGCCGAUAAAUCCCAAGAGAAUAUCGUUCGCUUAACGUGGAUGGGCUUUGUCGAAAAUUCGAGCGAAAGCGCGCUCGCGAUCUGCGACUCUACUGGCAUCUGCAGAAUUUACUCCAAACAAACGUUCAGUGGAUCUUGGGUCCCUUGCUUCGAUUCGAAAAAAGCCAGAGAUUCUGAUUUAGAGAAGCAUUGGAUCGUGAGUUUAUCGAAUAAAGAGUGUAAAACUGUCGUCUGUAAAUCUGCGGAAUACGGUCCCUCGGUGAAUCCGAAACCAGUUUUGAGCAUUUUACCACUCUCUGUUCCGGCAUUACAGUUGGAAGGAUCGAGUUUUGACAUCGAGGAGAAGGGGUUGACUGCAAAGUUGGCACUCAAUGUGUGCAACGCCGCUGCUUCAGAGAAGCUCAGCAACGCGAAUGCCAAGCGAGCGCGAGACAGAGAGCUCGCGGAAGCCAAGGCAACUUUUGACAAGGCGAUGAUGAAAUGCCUGGUAGAAGCCGUGAAGGCUGAUAGAUUGGCACGAGCUGGAGAUAUUGCCGUCACUUUUGAGCGUCCGGCAAUGGUAGAUGCCGCAGCAAAGUUUGCCAAAGCCAUGAAGAAAUCCAACUUGGCCGAACGAAUUCUCAUGCUCGCGGAGGACGAAGACGACGAGGAAGAUUCCUCAGACGAUGAGGACGACGAGGAUUCCUCGGACGAGGACGAUGAAAAAGACGAUGGGGAGAAAGUUAAGGACGAUUUCGAGGCGGCAGCCAAAACUCCAGCUCCAAAACCUUCGUCUGUUGCGAAACAACAAAAAGUGCAAAAAGAAAACGUCGCAGUGGGAUCCUCUGGGAAGAAGAGAGACUCAUCAAAGUCAACGCCGUCUACUUUGAAGAAGAAAGCGCGCACGUCGGCUGGAGGGGAUAAGAAUCCGUUCGCUCGCAAGUAA
Molecule: messenger RNA, 2952 nt
Organism: Bathycoccus prasinos
Lineage: Eukaryota; Viridiplantae; Chlorophyta; Mamiellophyceae; Mamiellales; Bathycoccaceae
Exons: 1
Coding region: 1-2952 (983 amino acids)
Biological process (GO): mitotic cell cycle; DNA repair; DNA-templated DNA replication
Cellular component (GO): nuclear replication fork
Molecular function (GO): chromatin binding; protein binding
Source: RefSeq, a predicted model, not a curated record